This is a messenger RNA of Paramecium sonneborni, 2060 nucleotides long. The record is from the annotation of a GenBank genome assembly. Lineage: Eukaryota; Ciliophora; Oligohymenophorea; Peniculida; Parameciidae.
AUGUAAUUUAUUCCAUUUUCACCAUUGAUUGAUAUUGGAUUUUGGUCUUAAUUAUCUAGGAAUAAAAUUGAAAUCUACAAAUUAGAUGAUGCAGAGAGAUCUUUAUUAGUAAAAACUAAAAUAAAUCCAUAUCCAGAAAAAACAUCUUAAUUAUAUUUGGAUAUUUAUUCAUUCUAAGAUGAUAUCACAAUCAACAAAUCUGGUCCGUUUGAAGUUUAUUCCAAAAUAUAAUUCUAAAAUUACAACACUAUUGAGGCAUAUCAAGAAUUUGAUCAUUUAGAUUAUACUUAAAAAGCAUUUCAAAAAAUGAUUGAUUCAUUCUAAAAGGAUGAGAAACCUAAUCUAUUUCAAGCAAGAAUGAGUAUUUUUGCAGAUUUAAAGAAAUAUUUAUUCUACUAUAAAUUGUUUGUACCUUAAUUUUUAAUUGAAAAUGUAUAGUAGGUCCUUUAAAAAAAUCUAAUAGAUUAUUUAGGUGAUAAAAAUUAGUAAUUUCAAUAGCAAUUAUCUCUGAUAAUUCAAUAAUAAUAGAAAGAGAUAUGCAACAAUUCAUUUAUAAUUUUGAAUAAGGAAAGUUUGUAAUUGGUACAAUUCGAUGAGUAUUAAAAAGAUAAAGAAGAUGUAAUCUUUUUAUAUUUUGAUUCUUUUAAUUAACCUUAAUUGAAUGGAUAAUUCAAUAAUUUUAUAGCUUAUCUGAUAACAAGUAACUCUUUUAAAGAAUAAAUUAAAAAUAUUAAAAUAAUAGUAAUAAAGGAUAGUUUGAUAAUAAAUAAAAAUUAAUUCUAAUUAAAGAAUUCAAUUUAUAUAGAAUUAAAUCUAAGUGAAUCAAAAAUAAUUAAAUAAAAUGGAUAAUAUAAGGCAUUUAAUAUUGAGGGUUAUCUAUAGGAAAAGAAAAUAGAUUUGAAAUCAUUUAUGGAUGAAUAAUCGUAAUAUAAAUUUAAAUUUUAGUUUAGCAAAAGAAGCUGUAGAUUUGAAUAUAAAAUUAAUGAAGUGGAGAUUAUUACCUGAAUUGGAUUUAGAGAAAGUUUAAGCUUAGAAAGUAUUAUUAAUAGGAGCAGGUACAUUAGGAUGUCAAUUAUCAAGAAAUUUAAUAGGAUGGGGAAUAAGAAAGAUAACAUUUGUUGAUUAUGGAAGAAUAUCAUAUAGUAAUCCAGUUAGAUAAAGUUUAUAUGAUUUUGAAGAUUCUACUAAAGGAGGAAGACCAAAGGCAGAAGUGGCAGCAGAAAAAUUAAAAAAGAUAUUUCCUGAAAUAGAAAGUGAAGGAUAUUAACUUUAAAUACCAAUGCCUGGCCAUUUUGUGACAGAAUAGUAAGUUGAAUCAACAUUGAAUUCCUUUUAAAAAUUGAGUGAAUUGGUAAGUAGUCAUGAUGCUAUAUUUUUAUUAACAGAUUCAAGAGAAUCAAGAUGGUUACCAACAGUAUUAAGUAAUGCUUAUGGAAAGAUGUGUUUUUCAGUAGCUUUAGGAUUUGAUUCAUUUCUGAUUAUAAGACAUGGUAUAUCUUUAAAAAAAUAUAAUCCUGAAAUACAUGGUGAAAGAUUAGCAUGUUAUUUUUGUAAUGAUAUUGCAUCUCCUGGAAAUUCAAUGAAAGAUAGAACUCUUGAUUAAUAAUGUACAGUAACUCGUCCAGGAUUAUCAUUUUUGGCUUCAGCUUAUUCAUCUGAAUUAUUUGUUAGUUUAAUUCAUAGUCCGUUAUUAGAUGGUACACCAGCUUCUGAUGAUUCAGAAUAAUUGUAAUAAACUGAUUUAGGAAUAUUACCACAUUUCUUAAGAGGUUAAUUAUCAGAUUUUGAUAUUCGAUUAUUUUAUGGAAAAGCUUUUAAAAAGUAUAUAAUAAAUAUAAUUUAGUUGCGUUGCAUGUUCUUAAUAAAUUUUAGAGGCAUUAGAAAAGAAUCCAUAAUCGUUUUUAUUAGAAACUUUGAAUCGACCUGAUGUUUUGUAAGACAUCUCAGGAAUAACUGAAGAACUUACUAUGAAUAAUUAAGAGAUUCAUGAAAUUUAAGAUCUUGAUGGAGAUGAUGAUUGCUCUGUCUUAUAGAUUAUAUCCUGAAAUUUAAUAUUAAUA